Scatophagus argus is the source of this 7032-nucleotide messenger RNA. RefSeq lists its product as uncharacterized. The coding region runs from base 255 to 4904 and encodes 1549 amino acids. The transcript has 5 exons. Lineage: Eukaryota; Metazoa; Chordata; Actinopteri; Scatophagidae. Gene Ontology annotation, molecular function: DNA-binding transcription factor activity; RNA polymerase II cis-regulatory region sequence-specific DNA binding. The record is from RefSeq and is a predicted model, not a curated record. Gene Ontology annotation, biological process: regulation of transcription by RNA polymerase II.
CAAGAAGAAGAUGACGACGACAAAAUUCUCUUUGAUUCUCUGCGGCGAAGAAGAAGGAGAAGGAGGAGAAAAGAGAAGGGAAGAAGAAGAAGAAGGAAGAGAAGAAGAAGUAGUAGUAGUAGUAGAAAUCUUUGCUGUGCCUUACAGGAAGCCAUGAUCAGCCACUUUCUAAUACCACGGUUUUAACAAUGCUGUAUUAACUGUAUUGUCAAACGUGGAUUCGUAUUAAAACGACGAACGGUAAACUAAACAAAAUGUCAGCGGACGAUUUUCAGACCAAGUACGCAUCUGUCAUGGACAGCAUGCUCAAGAGUGCUAUCGCAGAGACUACGAAACUUUUCGAAAGUAUGGUCGACGAACUGAAGGCAGAAAUAUCCAGAAUCAAGAAGGAGAACGAAGACCUCAAAGCGAGAUGCAGCCUGUAUGAGAGUGCGAGAAUCCAACCGACUGUUUAUGUGACAGAACGUGAGCCUCUCGUGGGGAGAAGCGGCGGUUCAGAGAAACGUGAUACAGCUGUACAGUGUGACCCUGAUGCUUUUGAUACAAUUCUGGUAGAGCAGUGUCAACCACUGAGGCACUCAUUGUCGCAAAACCAAAAGCACCACAGUUAUGAGGAGAUGGUGUAUGCUUUACAGGAGCAUGACUAUGAGAUCUGUGGAGAGGGAAAUUCUCAAAUGGCCUUUACACUUGUCAAACAGGAGUCUCACUUAAAGCAAGAGGAAGCUGAGUCCACUGUGGGCUGUGGACAAGUUUCAAGUGAUAAAGCAGAUCCACCACGGACCUCUCCUUGUCGAACUGAACAUGAAGGACCUUUCAUUGACACAGUGUGUUCAACUAGAGAAAUACCCUUGCCUCAAGGACAUGAAGACACCCAAGUGGCACUGGAACUGCCUUCUUUUGGGACAUAUAGUUGUUUACAAGGAGCUCAGAACCAAUCAUCUGAACUAGGGCACACAGUCAUCUCACUCGCUGCAAUAAAAGAUGGCAUGCAAGAUGAACCUGAAGUUAGUCAGAAGACAUCAGAUAUUCAUACACAUGGAGAGCUCAUGACAUCUCAUAAACACCAGUUGUUGAAUUAUCAUCAGUCAGAGGCUGCACUGCUUGAAGAAGGGCAGCUGUGUCAAACCAUGGGCCAACCAUCGAUAAAUGAUCCAAGUGAUGUAGCUCAUCAACAACAUGCUGAUAUGCAGUCUGUGCAGGAACAGUUAGCACAACACACACCACUCAAUGAGGGAGAAAUAUGUGAUGAAUUAAAAAAUAGCGUGGCAGAAGUGGAGGCUAGUUCCCAGCCUGAUGGAAGAGGACAGCCACCAAAGAAAGCAAAACAUCUGCAACGGUCAUGGAAAGACAUACUUCAGUCACCAUCUCCUGAUAUUACACCUGAGCAAGAAGUGAAAAAAUCCCCUGCACAAGAAGUGAAAGAGGUUGAGGUCUCUUCUGCAGUUGAUACAGUUAAUAUCACUUCACUCAAGUCUCUCUCACAAGCUCGCUCAGUUCAUCCUGAAGAUUCUUCCUCUGUUAUCAUUCCAUCCAACCAGGAGAGAACAAAUCCUGCCUUAAAAGAUGUGGUUGUUUCUCUCGAAGUUUCUUCAGUAUCGCAACAACAUAUGAAUAUGGCAGAAGGCAUAAUUCAGGCGCCAUCUGCUGAAGUUUCUUCUACACUGGAAACACCAACUGAGUCACCACAAAUACCAUCAGUUCAGCCCAGAGAAUGUUGCACCUCUGUAAAUUUUCAGGAUGCAAUGCUAUUAGUUGAGGCUAUGUAUCAGCCAGUGUUAGAAAGUACAUUCUCUUUUGAACAAAGAACAGCAGCACCACAAGCCCAAACCCAUUGUGCUCUCAGUGUGGGUGCCCUACAAUCUGUGGGCAAGGCUCCAGCUGAGAUAGAGACAGUGCUGCAUCCUGUUGAAACUCAUGAAGCAUUGGAUGCUCUACCUACAGAGCUGUGCACAACAACACAGUCGAUAAUGCAGAAACUUCCUCCUCAGACUACGGAUGUCACUCUAAGCAGCGAUGCUCAGGCCCACAUUAAGAUUCUCACACCAAAAAAACACCACAUGGUCACUCUAUCUAAUGCUAUGACAUCAAGUAAACGGGCUAAAGCAGUACCUUCUAAACUAAUUGUGCCAAGAUCGGUAUCCUCAUUAAUGCCUCAUAAAAUUGCAGUACAGUCUCCAACCCAGCUACCUAAUGUUAGGUCAAUGUGUGUUGCUGCACAAAAUAAAAGUACACUCCCAGGCUCUACAGCUGUAGGUUUACCUUUUGGAACACUUUCUUUUUCCUCUGCUUCUCAGAAAACAGAUAACAUUACUGCCAGCAAAUCCCAUCCUGUUGUCACACAGUCAACCAUUACAUCUAAAGACUUGGAGUCAGAGACUCUACUACGUCCAAAAAUAAUAACUAUGAUUCCACAAACUUCAGUGGGGCCAGAGCCUACCUUCAUGUCUCCAGUGGUAGCCCCAGUUUUUAAGCCCCAACUCUCUGCUGUGGUCAGAUUAACCAGGCUCCCAUUUCCAGUAUCAACCAAUGAAUCAGUUUUGGUCUCAAGACUGUGCACAAAUGGAUGUUGUGACUCUCAGUCCAUUUUGAAAGAAUGUACUAUACAAGAGAAAUCAUCAACGCCAUUAGAGACACUUGUGUCAUCCAAUGACAUUUGUUCCAGUUUCAAAGAAAAUUCUGUUGCUGUGUCUGCAAAAACUUCUCAGAUGUCAGAAGAUCCAAAUGAUAUUAAAGCAAAGGUAUCAUUAGCCUCUGAAAACUGUACCACUUUGGAAGAGUUGCCUGACAGCAGGUAUGUGCAGUUAUCUGCACCAUCAGCCUAUUUGAACUCAACAGUAACCCUCAACAUGACUGAGUCUUCAGCUGUAUCUGGUGGAACUGGUGAACUUGCUUCUAAUUUGGACAGGGAAAUAAUCAGUAGUUCAUUGCAUGAAGCAUUCCCUAAUGACCAACCUGUAGAAGAGAUGCAAUCGGCUGCAAUCAUAAAUGUAGGAUCCAUCACAUCCAAGGACACAUCUGAGCCUCAUUUACAGAUGAGUAAAACAACCCUGGCACAGUUGGCCAUGUCUCCUGCAGCACAAGACCCACAAAAGGCAUCUUCUAAUGAGUCUGUAGAUGCCAGAGCUUCUUGUACAGAGGCUAGCACCGGUGACAAGCAACGGCUACAGAAAAAUUUCCUAAUGGUCCAACUCCGACAUCACAUCAAAAGCCACUUACAAGCUAAGAAAAAUGAAACAAAUCCAGAACCACGCACAGAAACGGAGACUGGGACUGUAAGCCUUAAAAAUGUUAGAUUAGAGAAUGACCAUCCAAAUGACAAAAACACAACUAGUGUACAUAUGCCUCUUAAUCCAGAAAACCCAUGGGCAGUAGAAGAUGUUACAUCUCCGAAAAAGACAGCUGGUGACCCUAUUUCCAUUAGUUACAGGAGAUCUGGACUGUGUAAAGAUGUUGAAUCCAAGAACGCUUCUAGUGCUUUGUUUUCUGUCAGUUCGAAGAGGUCUAAGGCCAGUAAUGAGUCCACUCCUAUACGUCCCAGGAGGACAAAUUCUUUUAGAGAUGGUGUAGGUUCCAAAAAUAAAAAAUCCACUUUUGUCAGUCCAGAGAGGUCAAGCCCAACUGAAGAUGGUGGUACCCCUCAAAAGCCCAAAAACAUUUCUGUGCUUUCUGGGAAAACAAGUUCAACUAGCGAUGAUGCUGUCCUAAAAAAGAGAAAAAUUCCAACCAACAAUACCAAAACCACUCCUGUGAGAUCUAAGAGGACUUGCUUGAGCAGAGCUGUUGUUAGUCCUAAAAGGACUGAAUCUACUUCUGUUAGUUCUGAGACAUCAGGUACAAGCAAAAGUUGUACUGCUCCUGAAAUACAUACCAGUGAUUUAACCUCUGUCAUUCACAUAAUUAAAGAGGGUACAAUUCCUAAAAUUAAUUUAAAACUGGUGGAUUUUAACAAGGUAGAAAGUGAAGCAACAAAAGUCACAACAAUCGCAAAAAUGAGAGAUUCCCAUCAAUCAACAUUGCAGAAUGGAGCUAAAACAAGCCAGUUAGUAGAGAUCCGUGCUAGCUGUGAGGCUGUAAAAAAAUGUAUGGCUAAUGCUGUGUGGACCCCUCCUAAAAUGCCACCCAGUAAAACACCUCCAGCAGGGGAAAAGAGGUCAGUACGCUUACCUGUAAAAAAGGAGACAAUCUCCCCAAGAUCCCAGAAUCGUAUCGCUGUUUACCCCCCCAGCAUUUCUCUCCACCCUAUACCUGUCAAAACACCACCUGUUGUCUCACCAUUACAGCCUUUAUCAGUUAUUGGUAGGCGUCUGCUCAAAAACCAGUGUGGGGAGUGUGGUCGCGUCCUCAGCAGCAGUGCUGCCCUGGAAAGCCAUGUUCGUCUGCACAAAGGUAGACGACCGUUCUCUUGCACACUCUGUGGGAAGUGCUUCACAGACUCCAAGGGUCUUAAACGGCAUGGACGAGUGCACCGCAAUGGAAGGAUUCAUGUAUGUCAACAGUGUGGGAAGGGCUUUGUCUACCGAUUUGGCCUCACCAAACACGUCCAGAUGGUUCACAGCAGGAUUAAACCUUUUGUUUGCCAGAUAUGCAACAAGGGGUGCUUCACAAAACUAGAUGUGGAAGCCCACAUACGUAUCCACACUGGAGAGAAACCAUUCCACUGCAACCUCUGUGAAAAAAAAUUUACAAGGAGGGUAGAUCUAAAUGUCCAUUUAAGGUGGCAUAAUGGGGAGAAGAGACACUGGUGUCCAUACUGUGGGAAAGGAUUUUUAGACUUCAAUAACAUGAAAAGGCACAAGUAUAUUCACACAGGGGAGAAACCACAUUCUUGCCCACACUGUCCCAAGCACUUUACACAGUCAGGCCACCUGAAAAAGCAUGUUAAAAAUGUACAUAAAAUUCAAUAAGAGGUGGACAUCCAUGAUGCCAUCCUGUUCCACUGAGAAGGAUUAAGUUUCUAACAUUAGACAUGUAAAGUCUUAUUGUGAGAAUAUUUAGUGUGGCAAUGAAAUUUGAUGUGGUUUGUUUUUCUUUGCUGUAGUCUAUCUUUAACCCUCUGGAGUCAUGUUUUUGACUACUUUUGAUUUUACCUUUAUAUUUCAACUUAAAAAUGGUUUACCUUGUCUUGUUUGGUGCCACUCCAAAAAACAGUUCCUGUCUACCACAAGAUGGAGGGACACAUCACAGGCCUGACACUUCCAAGAUGUUUCACUUCUCCUGUUGUCCACCUGGAGGCAGCGUUUACACUUUAGAAUCAGAAUCAGAAUUCCUUCGUUUAUCCCUGAGGGGAAAUUCUUUUUUCGUACAGACACUGCACUUGUACUUUCCCGACCAAGAAAGAAAAUUUAAAAUAUGAAGUGAGAUAUAAACUAAAAUAAAAUAUAAAAGAUCAGAUAUUUACAUGUGUCUGUACAUUUAUACAUUUUUGAGGGAAAAGUAUGUGUGUCCGUUACAGUGCAGAGUUUAAUAGUAUGAUGGCAAGGAGUCAGCAGAAAAUCUGGACCUGGUGGGUGUCCCUUCCUUUGUGCAGACGCCCCAGGAGCACUCUGUCUGCACAUCGGGGCUCCCCGUUCUCUCUUUCCUCUUCCAAAACAAAAGAGGAAUCAUCCACUUCGUCAUCAGAGUCCUCACUCUCUGUCUCUGUGUCUCCCUCUGCGCCUUCCUGUUUAAAGAAGAGCCGGUGCUUCUCUUGACUCCAGGGGGUUAAAGGCAAAUGCAAAUGCACAUUUGAAAGCAUUUUGUAAGCUCUUUUAGAGGAGGAUUUAUUUUUUAUUUUAUUUUUCAGAAGGCAUAAAGCAGUAGUUCAGCAUUUUAGUUGACACUGAAAGAUGCACUUGUUAGUUGUAAAAAUGUCAAUUUCAUAUUUAAACUGUACAGAUUAAAUAAAUGAGAUGAUUUAAGAGCUUUAGAGGUUUUCAUCAUCAUAUUUUUGAGCACUGAUCGCAGUCAGGCCACCUGUUUCUUCCAGCUCACAGUUUUUUUGCAGAGCUAAAAUAAUUGUUUAGUGGCGUCAUCUCCGUAUUUAAUGCACAGCUAUGAGAGUGGUAACUCAGCAAAGUAACAUGUAAGCACAAUUCCCAAUAUGUGAAGCUAAUCCUUUAAAACAAAUUUUCUCAGGGCACCGUCUUCUCUUCUGAGAUUAUGCAUAACCAGUAUUAACAUUGUAGAUUUCUACAGCUGCACCUUAUUUCUGUGUGUGUUUAUUCAGAUAAGUUCUUUUUAUGUAUACAGCCAUAACAUGUUUUAGAUUUUGCAGCUUUAUUGAAAAAAUACUAAGGGUAACCUGACACCAGACCCAAGUAGCCUUUAUGAUAGUAUAUUGUUUUAGACAUUGCCUUCAGAGUAAACAGCUGCAUACUAGAGCCAUUAUAGUCUUGUCAGCAGAUAAGUUGUGGUUGUGAAAAAUUUAAAGUAUUUUUAUUAUUUUUCAGUCCUAUCUGAAAAGCGAACUUAGCUGUUAGUUAUUUGGAAUAUAUAGUACAUGUAUGGAAAAUGAUUGAAUUUCAAGUAUUGUUAUUUAAAAUUAUUUUUUUCCCGCUUUUCACUGUUGCAAAGAUGCAAAAAUGACAUCAAUGGUUAAUAGUUGUGCUUGUUCCAUGAUUAACUCCUCAAACAAGGUUUAUGAUAUUUUUUUUUUACUAUUUUAAUCUCUUUGCUAUCUAUGUGUAAUCCCUGACAAGCCAAUGAAUGUAACCUUACAGUUUCCAUAAAUGCAUUAUAUGUGCAAUUGCUUUUUUUAAAAAAAAAACAAAAAACAAAACUGAAGUUAAUAUAUUGCCUAUUUGAGCUCACACACUGUUGUUGAUCCUGCCUUAAACACAUCUGUUCAUGUUUUAGAUUACUUUUUAUGCCUUUGUGGCACCUUUCUCUUAAUCUUUUGUCAAAACACAGGUACAAAGGACCAGACAUAUCAGAGCGUGUAAAAAUGGGAUGAGGUGUUCAGUCAGUGGGGCACACCUCUGAACUGCUUACUGUCAUGUGGUUCUGUGUGUUGCUUUCUCUCUAUAUAGAGAUUAAACAUUUUGGCUGCUUCCA